Molecule: messenger RNA, 5198 nt
Organism: Pocillopora meandrina
Lineage: Eukaryota; Metazoa; Cnidaria; Anthozoa; Scleractinia; Pocilloporidae
Source: the annotation of a GenBank genome assembly
GCCAAAGCUCAGAAGUUUGACCGAACUAACCAUGGCAAGCUGCGAUAACACAGUCGGAAUAACGGACUCGACCAAUAUAUCCACGAAGUAAGUUGUCUUCAGCUUUUUCAAACGGUUUUCUACGAAGCAGACCUGUUCUUCUCCGCGUACGAAAUGUCCUUUUUGCUUGUUUUGACCUUUGUGUAUUGUCUUCUCUCUGUUUAACAGAUUCAAGCAAAGGUUCUUUUUAUUUACCAGACAUUGUUAAUGUUUUGAAUAUUAGUUUGAAGGAGUAUUAAUUGUCAAAGUAUGUUUACUUUUUCCUUUGCUUGUUCGAUUUCUCGCUCGGGUACAUUUGGUGUGUAGUUUAUGUAAAUUCAAUUUGUCAUUGUGACGAAGAACUCUUAAGAAGCGUUGAAUUCUGAGAUUGUGUGGCACUUGCUAGCUCGAUAAAACACUCAAAAUAUAUCUUAAAUACACAUUCAGCUCGUGGAUGCUUCAAAUUUUGGAUUAAGUAGAUGCAUUUGUACGGAAAACCUUGCCGCGUUUUCUUUGCGUACAUGCUGUUUCUUCAUAAUACAACUUGAAUAGAGCGAUUUAUUCUGCCGCUGGAAAAAAUAGAUCUGUUUGAUUCUUCGAAGUAAAACAGUACGCCCCAUUUAGGUAUGGUUGAAGGAAACUAUGUCGUCUUCGUAUGUUCUACUUUUUCCUUUUGAACGCCUGCAAUAUAGAAAGCAAUUUUUUUACCGCGUGUAUUUGAAAGGCCGAUCCACGAAGCCAUAAAUUAUUAAAAGCUUCGAAGGCAAAUUUUGACAUCUCACGAGUUUUGCUUGGCAUCACGCUGAAAUAUAGUCAGUAAUUGUGUUAUCUGUCGCUGCAAAAAGCUGUUAGGUGUAAAUAAAUUUAUGGGCUAAGAUCGUUCGGAUUAUGAUUUGUACAAGGCAAACAUCUCUUACAAUCAAGCGUAAAGGUGAUGAAAGCGAAAGUUGCCAUUGAAUAGUAAAUUUGAAUUAAAAUGGAUGGCAUUUGAAGGCAUUCAUCUGCUUAUCAGUAGACGUCUUUCACGAUGUUGCCUCCUCAAGAUCCGAAAAAUUUGAAAGCUUUAACUCGGUGGACUAUCCAAAAACCUUCAGUGAAACACGAUAUCACCGAAUAGUUUCCUUGAUUCGCAGUAAUCACACUAUAUUAAUUUAUGACAAUCAUUUUCUAUUUUCCACCAUAAGCAAAUGCAAAUUCGUUGCUGUUCGUUUCAAUAAAAAUAACACAAUGGAGUGUUGUAUACCUGUUAAGGUUAUGUCAUAUAAAGUUUGGCCUUUCUAUAACAUCACGUAAAAACACUGAAUACUUAUUUGAGAGGAAAAUGAGAAGGGCGUACUAAAAGAUUGAUCCUUAUCCUAUUUACUCUGCAAAUAAAAUCUUUCAACUCCUUAAUUACAAAAUGUAAAUGUUCACAUUUCAUCGCCCAUGAAACAUCCAACUUUUAAUGAAACUGACAAUUAGGUAAACACAAUUAAUUUCUUCUGCAAACAGCAUUGUUUCAUUGUUAUCACUCUAUAAGUUUGCAAUGUUCAUUACUUCAUAACUGCUGUAGCAAUAGUGCUGUUUUCUUAAAAUUGUGCUGUUCAUCAAAAGUGAUGUUAUUGCUGUGUCGUUUCCAUAGUCUGAUGAGCGGGUCAGCUCAAAAUAGUGUCUGUCCCCCAAAUUAUGUUGAUCUAGUGAGGUCUUCUGAUAUUGUUUCUUGAUUGUGUUUUAUCUAGGAAAUUCGCUCUUGAGUCCUUGUCUCAAUAUUAUGUUUGAUAUUGUCAGUGGAUUUACAAGUUAUUUACAAUCAAAGUUAACUUGAUAGGUACUUUAAAAGCCUCAUAAAAGGCAGUCACUAUAUGAAUAAUUAUCACAACAUAUUGGGCAAAAUAUCUUCAUUUGCAAUUAGGUUAGAUUGAUGAGGGAUACUAUGCACUAUUUUAAACUACUGUUAGAUGAAUGGUGAUAGCAAAGUAAUGGAAAUUCUGUUUUCAAACAUGUAGGUGUCAAGUAUUUAUCACUGUUCUUUUAUUUUAAACCAAUUUUUGAUCAUGAGGUGUGAAAUUUCAAUUUUCACGGCUUUUAGAAGUGCUUGGCUGAGUAAUGUUCUCUAACAGUGUCACCUAUUUUAAGAGUAGUCACAGGAUAAGCAGGCUUUUCUUGACCUUUGUGGUUUUCAAAGUUUUGUUUAUAAGAUCUCAUGGGAGACCUCUGCAGGCUCCUUAGGAAUUUGCUAACCCAACAUUUUCAGUUUUGCUUAAGUUUGUUUUGUUUUGUUUUUUUUUCCAUUGCUGAUUAUAUUUUUAUUUUGUAUAUAACUUUCAAAAUAUUUGGUGUUUCAAACCUCCCUUUUACCUGCAUCACAUAGAUAUGGUUUUUCAUGUUCUUGAAAGGUUGGUCAGAAAUGCUCUACAAAUCAGCUUGGUGAAACUGAAAAUUAAUGAGGCAAUUUUUGCUUUACUAAACAUGAUUUUGUGAACAAGUACAUUUUAGAAUACAAGAGAGUAUUUCCUGUUGGAUAGAAGUAACCGGGGCUGUGCUCUGGCAAUGCUCUGUGGUCCCUGGCACCUAAUUUUGCUCUUGGGCGACUAGAGAUUCUUUUUUUUUUGCUUCUUCUUUAAAAAAGCAUAAGCUUGGCACCCUGGAUUCCAACAUUUCAGAGCUCUGGGCUCCCUUGUAUUUUUCUCAGAGCACAGCCUUGAUAAUUGUUUUGAAAAUUAAGUAAAAUGAAUCAGUCCAUAUGAAGUAGUGAUUAGAUAAAAAAUGAGGCAGAAAGUUUGCAAUUAUUUCAUUCACCCAGACCUUGGAGAGAACCUAGUGUGAAAUAUUGCCAGAAGUUAGUGGGCACACACAGAUUGACAUUUGGAAAUUUAAAAUCAAUUGGAUUUUCUAUUUAAAAUUUAAUCACAAUACAGAUUGGUUACUAAGCAAUUCAUUGUAAUACUGUAAGUUAUGUGCAAUCAAAUAAAUCAAUAAGGUUUAUUUUAUUAUUCUUACAACAGAGUUCUUGCACCUCCUGGUGGGAAAACAUCCAUCAGUUUGUUUGGUGGUGAUGCACCUGAACCACCUGCUCCUAAGAAGGAGGUAAAUGCCUGCCAAGCAGCUCGAAACAAAUCCAAUGUCUUUGCAUCAGAUGGUCCUGCUUCUGACACAGCAGCUGCUCACCAUAAGCAAAGUCAACAAAGAAGGCAACAUUCCAGUGUGUUUGGUGAGUCAAGCCAACCUGCACCAGUGGCUCAACCUUUUGAGCCUGAGCCGCGAAAGCCUCACACAGUGAAUCCUCACCAGGAGGCACGGCAAAAAUCUUCACUUUUUAAGGAGCCUACAGAACCAGCCAAACCUCCCCCACCAAGGAAAGGCAGUGACAUCAUUGCAGGACGCGGCCAAGAUGAACCAGCUCAUACAUCAGUGAAAGUGCAUGCUCCUCCUGGUGGAGUUUCUCACAUCUCUUUUGGUUAAUUUUCUAUUCAUUUAAGACACAUUAUUUUUUAUCUUCAUUCUUAUUUUGUUACCAUUAGUCCAGUGUACUCAGUGUUCCAAUGCCCGAUUCAUGGUUAAAUCAAAACUGUAAAAUUGAAAUUCAUGGUCAUUGUUAAGGAAACAAGGCAUUUCUUUAAAAGAAGCACUUCUCUUCUCAUGCAAUUUUUGUCACAACAGCUCCUAUCUUUUAACUUAAGUGUAAGUAUUUAAGUACUGUAUGUUUUCUUCUCAUCUUCUCAAUUUCUUAAAGCAUGUUUCUCAAGUUACUUUCAGCAAGGAAUUUUUUUCACCCAAGGUAAAAAUUACCCCCUGGGCACUCAUUUCUUUUCAUUUGUUUGUAAAUUAUUGUUAAUAUCAUUGUCUUUGUGAAGGGGCAUUUUUUAACUUAACAAUUUUAAGUACUUAGGUCAAGUAUUACCUGCGGAUGUUUUGUCAUGUAGGGUGUAAUUUAUUGCAGAGUUAAGGGAAGAUUCAACAUUCAGAAAUUAAAUUUUACUGAGCAAUAUUAUGUGUGUAAAACUGUUGAACUUUGAGGCAUCAAGAUCAUAUAAUUUUUGCUGACAACAUAUGGUGUCAUUCUUAAUAUGUUGUUUCCUCUUGAUAAUGUUAUGUCAACAGUGUGUUAUACUUACAUGUAGCAGGUACAACUGACUUGUGCCUAAAGGGGACUCAUGCUUUGUAGCAACCUUUGUUUAAAAACUUAGAAGUGCCCCAUUUUCUGAGAGCCUGCUUACAUUUUUAUGCAAAUCACACCUCCAAAAUAUCAUGUUGAGGUGAACUGUACACUGUAAGUAGAGAGCAGUUCUUAAGUUUGAGUGUCUUUAGACUUACCUAAUUAAAGUGUUAUUUAGUUGUGUAUAGGUGCCAUAAGUCUGUUAGCCCUUUGCGAUCUUAAAUACAGUAGAACCAUGCUAACUUGAAGUAGAUGAACUGAAACAAAGUUUUGUUUUUGCCUAUAUUUGACCCCAGUUUUCAGUCAUUUACUCUCAACUAACUAAACUUUGGUUAACUUGAACUAAUUUUACUUUCCCUAUGCUCAGAUUUACCCUGAUAACUUGAACUUUACUCAAAAUGAUGGUCAUAAUCGUCAAACCUCUCAAACUGUAAUACAUCUGGUUAAACUUCUCUAACCUAACAUUCUUAUAAAAAAGCUCUUAUAAAACAAACUAAACAUUUCAAAAUGACUUUUAAUUGUGCAAUAAUGAUAAAAACACGAUUCCUAAUUACUUAUUAACUGGAUAAUUAAAAAUUAACCAGAAAAAAUCAAAUCCCCUCUGGCUUGAACAGUUUGAAAUAUUUUCUGUUUCCCUCAGGAGUUUGAGUCAGUGUGGUUGUACUGUAUGUAUUUAGCAAAGUAAGAGGUAACAGUUACAUUUAAUAUUUUAAACCAGAAAAACAUAACCAUUUCAGUUAUAGCUACUUAAGUGUAGUUUUAGUAUCUAAUCUUUGGGUUAUAAGAAAAAACUUUCCCACUAGGCAAUUGGUAGCACAACUUCAUUCAAGGUGGCAUGGUGGAUAUCAGAUUGUAUGAAGCUGUAAACCUUUUGCUUGCCUAUUGGAAGAAAUACGUGCAUUCAGCUUUUUGUGUAGAUUUGUUACUCGUUUGCUUGUGUGUAAUAUAUUCAGGUGAACAACAUCAGUAAUUGUUUCGUGUUAUGACAACAUUAAAUGAAGGACACUCAGUGACUUUUGUACCUUUUUUUUCUUUUAAUUAUGUG